AUGGAGGAUGCUGGAGUUUGCAAUUUCCUAAAGGACCCAUUAUCGAUCAACGAUUUAAUUACCAGCGGCACAAAUUUUGAGAUAAACACAAAUUUCGACGAAGGCUUCACCAACGAUAUCUAUGACGAACUAAAUUUAGGAUCCGACGAUGAGCAAGAAGACGAUUCUAAAAGUGGCAUUGAUCAGUCGUUGUUGGUUUCACCAUGGACAAAACCAUUUGAGGAGUUGAAGAAGCACAUGCUACAAUUAAAUGAGAACAUUUGGAAAAAAAUUACCAAGGCUGGAGAUAAAAAUGAGGGCGUUGUGCCCCCCAUCAAUGCUAGAGCGUGUAUUCGUUAUAACGCCUACUGGGAAGGUGAAGGUACGCCAUUUGACUCGACGUUUUUAAGAGGCUCCUCCUACAGCUUUUACACGGGACGCAACGAAGUCCUUCAAGGUUUAGAAGAUGCAGUCUGUACUAUGCACAAGGGAGAAAGCGCACAGUUUCUUAUUUCAUACCAUUUGUUAUUUCGCGAAAUGGGAUGUCCACCACGGGUAAAGCCAAAGGCCGACGGCUUGUUUAUUAUUGAACUGGUUGGCUACAAUUUGAUUGGAGACAUUGACGCCGAACAGCAAAUACCCGAAGAAGAUCGCGACAAAUAUUCAGUGGUAAUCGAUAAAGUCAAGGAAAUCCAUUUAAAAGGAUUGGACUUUUUCUCCCAAGGAAUGUAUCGCAAUGCAUGUCGGGCAUUCGAAAAGGCACUCGACCUUCUAAAAUUCAGUCGCUUAUCCAACGAAGACGAGGAAAAAGAGCAAUCUGCAUUUCUUCUCAAGCUCUAUACUAAUUUGGCUGUAUGCUACAUAAAAGUAAAUGCUCCUUCAAAAACCUGCAUAAUGUGUAAAGAAAUCAGGCACUUGACAAACAAUAAGCCUUCGUGUAAAGCUCUUUUCCAAGAAGGCAGAGCCCUCCAUAUGUUGGGUGAAUAUGAAAAGGCUCGAAGUCUACUGAUUAAAGCUCAACAUAUGGAGCCACAUAAUUUAGAUAUUAGCGCAGAGUUAAAACUACUAGAGGAACGGUACAAAUCCUACAAGGAGAGCGAGAAAAAAUUGUGGACAAAGGCUAUGGGUCUGAUCAAAGACGCAGAGGGCGACGCAGCAAAAAAUAACACCAGUGACAUCGAUGAACUCGAAAAAGAAAUGUUAAAUCUCAUGACAAACUUUAAAGACGACAAGAAUCAAAAAAAUUUGAAAUUGCCAUCGGGACUAACAACCAAGGAAAUCGAAACACUCGAUAAUUUAGCCAAGCGUUUGGAUCUGAAGCUUACGCUAAAUACACUGGAUACUACCCAAUACAUAAUCAUAAAGAAGACGUGA
This is a messenger RNA of Musca vetustissima, 1353 nucleotides long. It is a transcript of the gene shu, whose product is annotated as inactive peptidyl-prolyl cis-trans isomerase shutdown. NCBI's taxonomy places the organism in Eukaryota, Metazoa, Arthropoda, Insecta, Diptera, Muscidae. Gene Ontology annotation, molecular function: protein binding; peptidyl-prolyl cis-trans isomerase activity. Bases 1 to 1353 code for a protein of 450 amino acids. The record is from RefSeq and is a predicted model, not a curated record. The transcript is spliced from 2 exons.